AUGGCACCUUUCAAGAACCUUUUCACCACUUCCAUUAACAUCUCAAGAACCCUAUCUUUCCCUUUACCAAGAUCAAGAACCCACCAUUUAGCCAUUGCCCUUCUCCUUCUUUCGUUAUUCUUCUUCACCUCUACAUCUCUAACCAACCAAUUGCCGUCUUUUUUAACUGCAUCUUCUCUUGCUUCUAGCAUUCUUUUUGCAGCAAACUAUAUUUCUCCAUUCUCUUCAAUCACAUCUUCAAGAACAUGUUUAGUCUCUGACUCAACCGAUAACUGCACACUCUCUUCUGUUACUGCAAUGGAGAGAACUCGCAUGAAUCCAAGAAAAGAAGAAGAAAUUGAUGAUGUUAUUGCAGGCCUUAGUUCUUGCGAUAUAUUUAAUGGAAAUUGGGUUCUUGAUGAUUCUGAUCCUAUUUACCAACCCGGGUCUUGCCCUUUUUUAGAUGAUGCCUUCAACUGUUUCAAUAACGGAAGGCCUGACGUGGACUAUCUUCGAUAUCGAUGGAAACCUCAUGGAUGCCACAUUCCAAGGUUUGAUGGGAGACAGAUGUUGCGAAUGUUAAAGGGGAAGAGAAUGGUGUUUGUGGGGGACUCGUUGAAUAGGAAUAUGUGGCAAUCUUUGGUGUGUGCACUGAGAGAAUCAGUGGAGAAUAAGAGCAGAAUCUUUGAAAUUGAGGGUCGGCGAGAGUUGAGGACUAGAGGGUUCUACUCUUUCAACUUCGUAGAUCAUAAUUGCUCGAUAGACUUUGUAAAAUCGCCAUUCCUUGUUCAAGAAUGGCGAAGCUCAGACAGGCGUGGAAAUCGAAGAGAAAGACUCAGGCUUGACAUGAUCCAAACCCCUUCUUUCAAUUACCAUGAUGCUGAUAUAAUCAUCUUCAACACCGGUCACUGGUGGACGCACCAGAAAACAUACAAAGGCAAAAAUUACUUCCAGGAAGGUAGGAAAGUCUAUAACAGGCUAGAAGUAAAUGAAGCUUAUAAGAAAGCUUUAUGGACAUGGGCAAAAUGGGUUGAUUCUAACAUCAACAGAAGCCAUACCAGGGUCUUCUUCGGUGGAUACUCAGCUUCUCACUUCAGGAAAGGGAAAUGGGAUUCAGGCGGGCACUGUCAUGAAGAAAGGCAGCCUGUAACAAACGACACUCAACUUAAACCAUAUCCAUUGAUGAUGAAGAUUCUUGAAUCUGUUAUAUCAGAGAUGAAGACGCCAGUUUUUUACCUCAACAUUACCAGAAUGACAGGGUACAGAAAAGAUGGGCAUCCUUCGGUUUACCGGAAACCUAAUGCCCAUCAAAGAACUCCUGGGAUUAUCCAAGAUUGCAGCCAUUGGUGUCUUCCCGGUGUUCCAGACUCCUGGAAUGAGCUUUUCUACGCCACUUACCUUUUAUCACAUCAUGAUUUGUCAAGCAACCACUAGACCGACACUUGUUGUAGUUCAUGUUGUCCAACUGAUAAAUAGUGUAAAAAUUCAAAUGUCCCACACAAUCUUGUAGCAGUUA
This is a messenger RNA of Populus euphratica (Euphrates poplar), 1495 nucleotides long. It is a transcript of the gene TBL4, whose product is annotated as TRICHOME BIREFRINGENCE-LIKE 4. Gene Ontology annotation, molecular function: O-acetyltransferase activity. Bases 1 to 1413 code for a protein of 470 amino acids. Gene Ontology annotation, cellular component: Golgi apparatus. The record is from RefSeq and is a predicted model, not a curated record. The transcript has 5 exons. Lineage: Eukaryota; Viridiplantae; Streptophyta; Magnoliopsida; Malpighiales; Salicaceae.